Messenger RNA from Ostreobium quekettii, 900 nucleotides. Lineage: Eukaryota; Viridiplantae; Chlorophyta; Ulvophyceae; Bryopsidales; Ostreobiaceae. The record is from the annotation of a GenBank genome assembly.
AUGUCAGGUGCUGUCGGCGGGAUGCAGAGAUUCUCGAGGGAGGACUGGGAGGAUGCCAGCAAGGAGGAAGUGCUGGAUGAGCUGGCCAGGGUCAGGGCCAUGCUAGAGAGGGAGAAGCGGCGCAGCGGUUCGUUCGCCGAGGAGCUGAGGGCGGCGAAGGAGCAGAGUCUGGCCGUGCAAACGAUGGUGGAGCAGGAGGAGGAGUACAUCACCAAUCGGCUGAUGAAGCGCCUGGAGCAGCUCAAGCAGGAGAAGCAGAUUCUGGCGAACGAGGUGGAACAGGAGGAGGAGUUCUUGACGAACACGCUGCAGAAACGCCUCGAGAAGAUCACAAAGGAGAAGGUGGAUUUGGAGAACCAACUGGAAGUGGAGCAGGAGUACAUUGUCAACAAGCUGCAGAAACAGCUUGAGCACCUUAACUGUGAGAAAAACAAGCUGACAAAGGAGAAGAUUGACCUUGAGAACCAGCUGGAAGCUGAGCAGGAGUACAUUGUCAACAAGCUGCAGAAGCAGGUCAGGCAGCUGGGCCGGGAGAAAGCUGGCCUUCUUCGCGAGAAGAAUGACUUGCACAAACAGAUUGAGGACCUGGGGAGGUCUGUGUCUAAGUUAAACAAAGACAAGGUCAAUGUCGAGGCGCAGAUGGAGAUGGAGGAGGAGAACAUUGUGAACCGUCUUCAACGCCAACUGGACUAUGUACAUGUGCAGUACAAGAACCUGGAGAGGCGGAUGGAGGAAAGGGGACUGUCGCUGAAGGACUUUGGUGCAGAGCCCCUCGAUGUGAACUGCCAUCCUCUGGGUCGUCACUCCUUCCGCUCCCGCUCGUUCGAUGCGGGUUCCCUGAAACUGUCGAGGAAGGGUGUCCGUACGUUGAGUGGGGGCGCAUCUGUCAGUGCGCGAUAA